UUUGGAGUCGAGACCCAGUACGCUCUUACAGAGACCCCCUCUUAGUUAUUUAGACUUUCUUCUUGGAAAUGAAGCGGAAGUGAGGCUGGAGUCACGCCAAGAACGGCAUUUGUAAAGAAACUCCUUAAACUUAACAUCAGAGUUGUCACACGAAAGAUAUUUUUAAAGGAAGUUUACAAUUUUUCAAAAUUUCAGCGAGGUCGUCGUCAACAAGCAGACAAUUAAGAGUUAUCAAAUGGCAUCAAUUGUCUCCGUGCGUAUUAUUCAUCUUAGGAAGUCAAGAUGAUCAGCCUGACCAUCCCUUGCAUUGUAUUCAUUGCUGUCACGUUACCCUUGGCUCAAGGGCAGUUCCCUAGAGUUUGUAUCACCUUAGACAGCUUGAGAAGCAAAGAGUGUUGUCCAAUCCCUAAGGGCUUCAAUGCGCCAUGUGGAAGUGAUGGAAACAGAGGAACGUGCCAUGAACUGAUCAUUCGUGAGUGGAAUUUAACGUACAGCCAUUACCAUCCAUUCCAUGACAAGGAAGAACGUCGUGACUGGCCACACGAUCUUUACCACAAAACCUGUAAAUGCCAGUUAAACUUCGCUGGUUACGACUGCAGCAAGUGCGAGUUUGGUUAUUAUGGUAAAAACUGCACCCAGAAGCGAACCCUGACACGCAAAAAUUUUGUCAAGCUGUCAGCUGAGGAGAAAGAUCGAUACAUGAGGUACGUUAACAUGUCUAGGCACUUUAAUAGUGAUUAUGUGGUGACGUCAACUCCCUAUGAAGAAAUCAAAAGAACCGUCCAAGCUGGUGGCGACCCCGUGGCCUUGUUUCACAACAUAAGCAAUUUUGAUCUGUUUGUGUGGAUGCACUACUACGCUGCACGCGACACCAUUCUUCCUAAUAACACCACAGAGGCAGCCAUAGACUUUGCGCAUGACGGGCAGGGAUUUCCCACCUGGCAUCGGCUGCUCUUGCUGGCCUGGGAGAAAACCAUACAGGAACUUACCGGUGAUGACAACUUUGCCCAGCCAUACUGGGACUGGACCGCAAAUAAAGAAUGUGAACCCGCGAUUUGCUCGGAAGAACUUCUCGGCGUGACGAAGCAAGACGACGGCGUGGUGAAGGGCAAAUGGUACGUGAUUUGUACUAAAGAACAAACCAAUGAUCUGACCAUAAUGUGUAACCCUAAAGAUAAAAAACGCGGAUUGCUACGUUCCACAAUUAAGGAAAGAGAUAAAAAAGUGAAGACUUAUGGAUACACGAUGACCUUUCCAACCAAAAGUGAAGUCGAUUUUGCGCUACGGUUUGAAAUGUUCGACCUUCCACCGUACAGCAAAGAAUCAAGCUGCAAUUUCAAGAACAUCCUUGAGGGCUAUGUCAAUACCAAGACUGGAUAUCGUCUGCCCAACUCCCAUACCAUGCACAACCAGGUCCAUUUAGCCAUAGGAGGUAUGAUGGGAGAUGUACCUUCAGCGUCUAACGAUCCAAUAUUCCCUCUACAUCACUCUUUUGUGGAUCAAAUCUUCGAAAAGUGGCUCCGUAAGUACAACAAAGAUGCUUCUGUUCUUUCCCUCUACGAUGCACCCAUUGGCCAUAACAAGGAUGACGUCAUUGUACCACUAUUCCCCGUGUAUACUCACCAACAGAUGUUCAAGAAGUCCUUUGAUUUCGGUUAUGAUUACGAAGGCAUCGACAAAAAUGGGAAAUCUCCUGAAGAUGUGGGUCCAGUGCACCCAUUAUCGUUGGGAGAGUGCCCAGUUCCUUGCCUAAAAGAAGGGUCUGCAGGAAUGCAAAUAUGUUGGUGGUUGAUGGCAUGGAUGCUAGUAUGCGAGUUCAUAAUGGCGGAUUGAAGAUUGAGAGUAGAGUAUACAGUGAAGUAUACAGUAGAGUAUACAGUAGAGUAUACAGAGAAAAUGAGAGAAAAAUAUAAAAUAUUUGAUAUUUUUCUCUCAUUCUCUCUAUUUCAUUACACACACCGAACGCAUAAUUUAUGAAUACUAUACUAUGUCUGUUCUUUGUGUACAUAUUUACGGUCUUUAACUUACCUAUAGAGAAAAUAUAUCGCUCUGGGAUCCUCACCUUACAUUUCAUAUUCCGGCUGCGUUACCAGCGUGUGGUUGGUCCUUAUAGUGUAGUGGUUAACACAUCGGACUAGAAUACCGAAGACAUGGGUUCGAUUCCCGCCAAGGGCAUUUGAUAUUUUUCUCUCAUUCUAUCUAUUUCAUUGCACACACUGAACGCGUAUUUCAUUACUACUAUACUAUGUGUAUUCUCACUGAAUAAUUUAUCACCAAGCAGAAUAAAUUAAGUCGACACGUACACAUGGCUUAUUGCAUAACGUCGUUUGGAGUUUCGGAAAAGAAUUUUGCCCCACCAACCCACCCCUAAGCCUGGUGGCGGGGGAGUUCUCGUUUUCCAUAUUCUCGCUGUUUGCCUCRUCAUCGUCGCGGAUCUCGCCCCAUAACUUAAUCAUACUGCGACGUGAUAAUGGCUUCAAUGAGAAUAAAUUAUUAUUUAAGUAGAUGUUUCUCGUUGGACGUAAUGCACCAAUGCCUUUUAUGUUUUGGCUACUAAUUAGUAUUCAAGAUGAAUAGUCAAGUUUAAAGUUUAUUUCCUCGGUAAUCAUAGUAUCACAAAGUAAUACCAUGAAUUCUUCGGGAUAUUAGGGAUCGGCCCCGGGUCUUUCCACUAUUAAACUUCCCGAGGCUUCGGGGACAUAUUUAAUCCCUUAAAUGUGAGUUGUAUUUGUAAAAUCAUGGUCAGUUUUCAUGCAUUUAGCUCGUUAAAAAAUGUUCUUAUUUUGUAAACUGACUUCUCUAUAUUUUUCAAUUGCUAUAGGUAUUACUUAAUAUAAGUACAUGCUACAAUAGACCCCCGCUCUAAGGACACCGGCUUAAUAAGGACACCUCGUUAUUAAGGACAGGUUUCAAAGGCCAAACGAAAGCUCCAUACAUUUUCUGUUAAAUUAAACCGCUUUAUAAGGACACCCGUUGAUAAGUACAAAGGACACAUAGGACCUGAAUGACAGCUUCCACACAUAUAACCAACCCCCGCAUUAAGGACACUUGAAAUUUGAAGACGUCUUUAAUGUGUUUGUUUAUUGAUGUUAUGAGCUUAUACGGAUUAUAUUGUCAGUUUUUGCGUAUCAACGGCCCACACACUGAUCAUUGCAGUAAAGUUAUUAACAACCUUAGCAGGAUUUUAAGCGAUGUUCAAUUAGUUUGGUUCAAUCGCAGUAUUUUGAACUCUGUUCAAACAAAACUCACAGAUUUCUUUAAAUGAAAUUAUACAGCACUGUACAGUAUGGUACAGAAAAGAUGUCGUGCUUGUAUAGUAAUGUACGUUUUGCUUCAGUUUUGGCUGUCGUACAGUGAACUAUUGUAGCUGCAAGUGUGCAGUGUGAGUAAAAAGAAAACAGUCAACAAACAAAGCUCACAGACGUCUUUAAAUGAAAUUGUACAAUACAGUGCAGUAAAUGCAAAUGUAGUUCUUGCACAGUAAUGCACUUUUUGUUCUAGUUUAGGCUGUUAUAUUGAAUAUUGUAGUUCAAGGUUUACAGUGCAGUAAAAAUAAAUGGUUAACUAAUGUG
Molecule: messenger RNA, 3572 nt
Organism: Actinia tenebrosa (Australian red waratah sea anemone)
Lineage: Eukaryota; Metazoa; Cnidaria; Anthozoa; Actiniaria; Actiniidae
Product: tyrosinase-like
Biological process (GO): melanin biosynthetic process; pigmentation
Molecular function (GO): tyrosinase activity
Source: RefSeq, a predicted model, not a curated record